AUGCUCGCAGUGCGGAGGGGAGGCGAUUCCUCAUCCAGUCCGAAAUGUCAUGAGAUAAAACACAAGGUGUUGGCUUACAUUCCGCUGAUAACGGAGGCGUGCUGCAAGCAGCUCGAUGUGUGGGAACGAUUGGAGGAAUUAAGGAAAGGGCGAGAGGCCCACAAGUCUCCUAAAAGUCCCUUUGAAUGGUACACAAAUCUGGAAAAACAUUCCCUCGAGGAGGAACAUGCUGACAGGAGAAGAGAGCAGUGUGAGCAGCGGGAUCUGCUGCUGCUUUUCCCCUCACUGUCCAAUCACAGCAUGGGGAGGUACUCUUUCAUAGUGUCCAGAGAGGAUGAAGAGGAGCCGCCGGGAGAUUCUAUCGGGAGCACCGUGUACAGCAAGCACUGGUUCUUCAGCACCCUGACCAAGCUUAUAGAUGUUGUUACAGCGGAUAAAGACAAACCGGUGGAAGGGGAGGAGGCCAGCGUGGAGCUGGAUGAAGACACGGAGAACGACUUCUGUAAAGUCUGGGACAUGACCAUGAACGAGGAGGUGGCGCAGUUCCUGGUAGAGUUCAACGCGGCCGAAAUAUUCUUAGGAGUGAUCACAAAAUCGAAAUGUAAUCGACUGACGGAAAUCUGCGUGGGAAUUCUGGGUAACAUGGCCUGCUUCCAGGAGACCUGCCUGAACCUCAGCAGCAACAAGGACUUGGGGGAAGUUCUUCUUCUACUUCUGAGUGACACGGACCCGCCAACAUUGCUGGAGACCUGCAGGCUGCUAUUGACGUGCUUGUCUCAGGUGGAAGUGAUGAGCAUGUGGCUGGAAAGGAUCAGGAAGCACCCCUCCAUCCGGGACAACCUGUGCUUCAUCAUGACCAGCUCCACCAAUGCGGACCUCCUGGUUAAAGUCGGGGAGUUGGUGGACAAGUUGUUUGACGUGGAUGAAGACAUAAUGGUUGAUUGGAUAAAAGCCGGCUGCCAGCAACCAGGGACUCCGAUUACUGAUAUAGAAGAAGAGAAGCCGCCCCCGCUGGGCCUUGUUCCUUCCCUACUGGAGGCCGCCAAGGAGCUGAAGGAUGAUAGUCCAGAAGGUCUCGAUGUGUACAUGCACAUAUUACAGCUGGUGACCACAGUGGAUGAGGGAAUUCAAUCUAUAGUGCAGUCCCCUGAAGACGGGAAGCGGACGUGGGAGUUCUUAUUUGAGCUGACGUGUCGGCACUUCUGUCAGCCCGAUGACCCCCCUCUGCUGGUCCAGGAGCACAAAACCAUCUUGUCCUCCAUCUUGGCCGUCAUGUCCGUCAUGUUCUCCUCACAGACGGAGAUGGAGUACGCGGAGACCGGAAAAAAUCUCCCGCUUAUAAACAGCCUGACCCGCAUUCUGGAGAACUUGGAGGCCUGCUGGCAGAAGAGCAGCGACAAACUCCAUGAUGGAGGUGAUCCAGAAGAUGGCGCGAUUGAGGAGGACUUCCACCUGAAGAUCCUGAAGGACGUGUGCUGUGAAUUCCUCUCCAACAUCCUCUCACAGCUAACAAAGGAGAACAUAUCAGAGGCACUCAAACAAGGACACAUCACCGAGAAGAAGUGUCUGUGCGCUCUCCAGAACUUGCUCCCCCUCUAUUCUCUUUCAGUGAACAGUUUCCUCGCGGUUUUGGGAGAAGCGGAUCAGGACUUGUCUGAGACUCUGCGGAAAGAGAUGACCACCCUGAGAGAGGAGUGCUGAGAGCG
Molecule: messenger RNA, 1706 nt
Organism: Nanorana parkeri
Lineage: Eukaryota; Metazoa; Chordata; Amphibia; Anura; Dicroglossidae
Gene: SAAL1
Product: serum amyloid A like 1
Exons: 15
Coding region: 1-1701 (566 amino acids)
Source: RefSeq, a predicted model, not a curated record